GCUGAGUCUCUAUAAUCGCAAGAUGUUAACUGCGAUUCAAGUUUAUUUUCAAAUUUAAUCAUCGCAAGCAGGAAAGGUAACGAAAGGGACAGAGGCACACCUUUCAUUAUGUUCCGAAACAGCACUUGGAGAAAGAGUGUGAAUGAUUUAGUUAGCUGGCAUCAAGACCAGGCUUUAAAUACAACAAUAUUUAUUCUGCGAGAGUUUGGGCCUACUGGAUUUCUUUUGAAAGAGGAAGGGGAAACAAAGAAUUUUAAAGUAUGUUUGGGAGACCCUCAUAAGUGUACGUGCUCUGCAUUUCUGAAAGAAAAAGACCUUUGCAAACAUAUCUGCUGGGUUUUAUUGAGAAAAUUCAGACUACCUCGAGAUCAUGAAUACAGUUUCCAACUGGGCCUGGUAGAAAGAACAAUAGCCCAAGUACUUCAGGGAGAGCACAGCGUGCAGACUCCUCAGCCAAAAGAGCAUUCAUCAGAGCAGAAGCAAAGCACAGCUGAGGAAGACGGCUGUGUAAGACAGAAGGAGAUAGCCACUGAAGACAUCUGUCCCAUUUGCCAGGAAGAACUGUUAAAGAAAAGGCUUCCUGUGUCUUACUGCAGGUAUGGGUGUGGCAAUAGCGUUCACAUUUCCUGCAUGAAAAUCUGGGCAGAUCACCAAACCAGAUCCGAGACAGACACUAUGGUAAAGUGCCCUCUCUGCAGAGAGGAUUUUGCGCCCAUGAAGUCUCUGCUACAGCAAGUUAAAAAUGCUGCUAAACUCAUAACUGCAGCAGAGAGGGAACGGCUGGAUAGACAUCUAGGAAUCCCCUGCAACAACUGCAACAUCUGCCCCAUUAGCGGCAAGUGUUUUAAAUGCAUGGUCUGCAGCAGUUACCACCUGUGUGAGGAAUGUUUCCAGAAGAAGUAUCAUCCUCAACACAGCUUUGCUUUUCGUUUGAGAAGAACCCAAAAGUGGCAAGCAGUGGAACAUUUUUAUGACCAGCCUGUAUUUCAGAGAAACCAAGAAAGUAUUUUUACAGUCCAGAAUGAAGUGAUCCCUGAGCACAUUGUGAAAAUGUUGCCAUCUGUGAAGGUGAGACAGAGCAGCACACUGCUGGAGCCUGGGCAACAGUGUAGACUCUGCUUGAAGAGCUUUAGCUUGGGGCAACUUGUGAGACAGCUGCCUUGCAAUCAUAAGUUCCAUAAAGCCUGCGCUGAUAAGUGGCUUCUGCAAGAAAGCAAUUCCUGCCCAAUAGAUGGUCAAGUCAUCUACAACCCCAUAACAUGGAAUAAAACAACGAGUACAGACAAAACUACAGUGACCUCACCAUCACAGCUUCAGACUCAAAUGAUGGGACAACUCCAACAGGAACUGUUUGUCCCCGGGAUAGGACUGUCGCUUAAAACAGAAGGCAGCAAGGGGCCUUAUAAACCAAGGAAUGCAGAUGAGUGCACUUCACCACCAGUUACAAUUCAACAGGAUAGUGUCCAGAACGGCCUUCAAUGUCUUCAUUUAAAUAACUUACCCACUGGUGGGCAUGGAACAAAACCAGGCUUUUUAGGGCAAGCAAAACAAAAAUUGCAACCAAAACGAAAUUUAAGACCCUUCCAUCAAAGGAAGUGUUACUCCUCUGAACCUGGAAGAAGUGAGGACGAUAGCAUGAGGCACGCUGUAUCUGCAAAUAAAAUCAUGAGCUCAACUAUUAGAACUCCAGGAUUAAGGCAUGAAGAUGAUUUAUUGAAUGCUGAACGUGUGGAGUUGUCUGCUGUUAAGAGAAUACCUGAUAAAAAACAUGAAGGGUUGUUUGUCGGGGUGAAUCCUGUUAGAUUGGACAGUGCUUUACAGUGCAGAGCUAGCAAUCAUCCAAAAAGAAAAAUGUCACAAAGGAGACCAUUGUAUAGAAGACCCACAGAUAAUACUGAGACUGUGGUAGGUAUAGACCCAACUCUCAAAAUGGAUGGAAUCUCAAUGAAUAAUCCAAUACAAGGAAACAAAACAACAAAAUUGUAGGAUUAUUAUAAAUGGAUUAUAUAAAUUGUUUAUUAUUACAAUAUAAUGGUAACUCAACUAAGUAAUAUUAUAAAAGCUUUUCUUAAUCUCCGUACAUUAUAUGCUAAUAUUUGUGAAAUAAAGAAUGAACAUUUACAAAAUUUUACUUAGAAAAAAAUAAUACUACCAGAGCUGAAGUCUGUUAAAUGAUGAGUGAUAUUCAAAAUGAUUAAAAGAAACUGAACCAUUGACUUUUAGGUCCAAAUGUUCCCUUCAGGUGAAUUAAAAGGGGACAACCUGCUGGGGCAAUAAGUGUAAAUUAGAAUGAACAUUUUGUCUGUAGUCACUGUGUAAAAAUGAGUUAAUAAAAUGUAAAUAUCUGAA
Molecule: messenger RNA, 2349 nt
Organism: Lepisosteus oculatus (spotted gar)
Lineage: Eukaryota; Metazoa; Chordata; Actinopteri; Semionotiformes; Lepisosteidae
Source: RefSeq, a predicted model, not a curated record